AACCAAGUUGUAUUUGUAACACUCAACACUUCGCUUCUCUUUUCUCUUCUCCUCGCUUUCCUUUGCUUGGCUGCGAAAAUGGCUUGCAAUGUCAGCUCAGUUUGCUCUCCACUGGGCGCCAUUACUGGCCCAAAGGUUUACUCUCACUCGUCUCUUUCCCAAUCCAAUCCCAAUUCCCACACAAAAUGCCCUAGUCUUGUCUCUUCUCAAUCGCAAUCUUCCUUCAUUUCCAGCUUCUCCCGUUGCCACCGUGCUAACCUAACUCCUCGUCGAUCCGCCGUUGCACCGGUCCCGAGAGCUCCCAAUUUUCUGGUCGUAAGGAGUGCUAAGCCGGAGCCGCUGAGAGUAAUGAUAUCUGGAGCUCCUGCUUCUGGCAAGGGAACACAAUGUCAUCUCAUCACGCAGAAAUAUAAUUUGGUGCAUAUUGCUGCUGGAGAUCUACUAAGGGCCGAAGUUGCAGCUGGGAGUGAAAAUGGGAGGCGGGCAAGGGAAUGCAUGGAGAAAGGGCAAUUGGUCUCCGAUGAGAUAGUUGUCAUGAUGGUGAAGGAGCGAUUGUUGCAGCCAGAUUCUCAAGAAAAAGGUUGGCUUUUAGAUGGAUAUCCUAGGAGCUCAUCACAAGCACUUGCUCUCAAGGAAUUUGGGAUUGAACCUGAUAUCUUCAUUCUGUUAGAAGUAAGGGUUCCUGAAGAGAUUCUGGUUGAGAGAGUUGUUGGACGGAGGUUGGACCCUGUCACAGGCAAGAUCUACCACUUGAAGUAUUCUCCUCCAGAGACUGAAGAAAUUGCAUCAAGGCUCACUCAACGCUUUGACGAUACAGAAGAGAAGGUGAAGUUGCGAUUGCUCACACAUAAUCAAAAUGUAGAGGCAGUACUCUCCUUGUACGAAGACAUAACAAUUAAGAUCGAUGGCGGUGAUUCGAAGGAGAGUGUGUUUGCACAAAUUGAUGCCACCCUGGAGAAUCUUCUUCAGCAGAGGAAAGAAACUUCAGGAUCCCUUGCAGCAUAGAAGAUUUAAAGUUGUGAACCCUGCAAGCCAAGUCUUCAAAAUAGUUGAGUGACUAUGGAAGACAUACCGGGUUUGCUUAAUAUUUUUCGUUGGUGCUGGUUCCAUGCCGAGUAUACUGGCAACGUGCUUGUACAUAAAUUAGAUUGGAAUGACAAUAAAACAAUUGAUUUUUUUUAACCUCUUUGGUUGCAUUCAAAUUUGAGUGGUGAUAUUAUUUCACCUCAUGUAGUGUAAAACAUUUAUUGUAAGGAGAAAAAAAGAAUAAUGUAAGCACACUAGUAUCAUUUGUGCAAUGUGUGUUUUUUGUGAUUGCUUUA
Molecule: messenger RNA, 1322 nt
Organism: Humulus lupulus (European hop)
Lineage: Eukaryota; Viridiplantae; Streptophyta; Magnoliopsida; Rosales; Cannabaceae
Product: adenylate kinase, chloroplastic
Exons: 7
Coding region: 79-1005 (308 amino acids)
Biological process (GO): nucleoside triphosphate biosynthetic process
Cellular component (GO): cytoplasm
Molecular function (GO): AMP kinase activity; ATP binding; nucleoside diphosphate kinase activity
Source: RefSeq, a predicted model, not a curated record